ACCUGCAGAGAGCGGCAUGUUGUGUUAUAACUAGAGAAGGUGCAUGCAGAAGAAGAAAAUGCGGAAGUGUGCACGAUGUAAACAACCGACUCACCCAAGUAGCGUUACGAAUGAAAUCCCUAAUUUGAAGUGAGCCAGCGGCGUGUGAUUCCUGCUGUCUGCGGCCACCAUGCCUUAUCUGGGCGGAGAGGACACAGUGAAGGAGCUGAGGAGAGCUCUGUCCAACCCCAACAUCCAGUCCGACCAGCUGCGCUACAGGAACACCAUCCUCAAGGUCAUCAGGACGAUGUCACAGGGGGUGGAUGUGUCCGGCCUGUUCAGUGAGAUGGUAAAAGCAUGUGCCACAGUGGACAUAGUCCAGAAGAAACUUGUCUAUGUCUUCCUGUGUGCCUAUGCCACUUUAAACCCAGAGCUGUCUCUGCUGGUCAUCAACACGCUGAGGAAAGAUUGCCAGGAUCCAAACCCCAUGGUCCGCAGCCUGGCCCUGAGGAACAUGACCAACCUCAGGCUACCCAGUCUGGUGGAGUAUCUGGAGCAGCCUCUGACAGCAGGACUAAGGGACAGAGCAGCUUGUGUACGACGAGUGGCUGUACUCGGCUGGGCCAAACUAUACAAUCUCCAACGCAGCUCUGACAUCGAUGCUACAGUGGUGAAUGAGCUUUACAGCCUGCUGAGGGACCCAGACCCAGUGGUGAUGGUCAACUGCCUCCGAGCUCUGGAGGAGAUCCUGAAGGAGGAGGGAGGAGUCGCUAUUAACAAACCUAUCACCCAUCACCUCCUCAACAGGUUGAAGGAGUGUGAUGUUUGGGGUCAGUGCGAGGUGUUGAGGAUCCUCCAGCGCUACCGGCCUCAGUCAGAGGAAGAGCUCUUUGACAUCUUGUCCCUGCUGGAUGCUUCCCUAGUCAGCCCCCACCCCCCGGUCACGGCCGCUACUCUCAGCCUCUUCCUCAACCUCUGCUCCGGCCUGCCUGCUGUCAGUCUGGCGGCCCUGGAACGAGUACGUGGACCCCUGCUGGCCGCCUGUGGGAGCGUGUCCAGAGAGAUGAGGUUCACUGCCCUCUGCCACAUACAGUUGCUGUUGCGUUCUGUCCCUGGCCUAAUGGGGGCGCACUACAAACGUUUCUUCUGUGGCUAUGCUGAGCCAGCCUACAUCAAGCAGAGGAAGAUGCAGGUGCUGGUGGAGCUGGUGAAUGAUGAGAAUGUAGCCAUGUUACUGGAUGAGCUGAAAGGAUACUGCACUGAUGUCAAUGCUGACACUGCCCAGGCUGCAAUCUCAGCUAUAGGUCGUAUUGGACGGAGCUACAGCGACAGAUGUCUAGAGAUCCUUACUGGACUGCUCGGGCUCAGACAGGAGCACAUCACUUCUGUGGUCGUGCAGACUAUGCGUGACCUGGUCUGGGUGUGUCCUCAGUGUAGCGACACUGUGUGUUUGGCUCUCGAAGGCUGCGAGGAGACUCUGCAGGAUUCCCAGGGCAGGCAGGCCCUGCUGUGGUUGCUGGGUGUGUAUGGGGAGCGAGUCUCCAGCGCCCCCUACACUUUGGAGGUGUUCAUUGAUGGAGUGAGGAGCGAGUCCUCUCUGGGAGUCAAGAUGGAGCUGCUGACGACCACCAUGAGGCUGUUUUUGUGCCGGCCUGCUGAGACACAAGACAUGCUUGGAAGACUGCUGCACUACUGCAUAGAGGAGGAGACAGACAUGUGUGUGCGUGACCAGGCGCUUCUCUACUACCGCCUGUUGCACUGUGGGAUAGAAGAGACACGUAGGGUCCUUCAGUGUCGGAGAUCAGACCCGUCUCUGGGUGUUCUGAUUGGCCGCCCAGCGGAGCCUAUCAGUCAGUGGGCAUGCAGCUUUAACACUCUGGAGCCUCUGAGACAGGGCGCCGUAGAGACAGAGUCCGCCAGCAGAGGAAGCCCUGAACAUGUGACAUUUGACCCCAAGCCUAACACCGACCUCUCAGGCACACUGAACUGUAGCCAAGGUGACACGGUUCAUGCAGGCACAGACAGUGCUAAUAGAUGUACAAACUCCUUUUCUGAUGUCCUGGCUUCCAGCGAUGCAGUCCCCCUCAGUUUGUCCCUCUCCCCAGCUCUCAGCCCAGAGGAGUUUCAGCGUCUGUGGCUGCAGAGACAGACUGAGCAAGGUGCUGAGAAAACAGAAGAGGAGGAGGAUUAUGUGUGUUUGGAAGAAUGUGUCCAAUGCCCUGCGAUAACUCACUGUUCACCACAGAGCCUUCAGGCUGCGAUGCAGCUGGUCAAUAUCCAGACAUUGGCUUACACGCCGCCGCACACACUCCCCUGGAGGGUCUACCUGUACACACACACCCAACGCGCACACUCUGGCAACACACCCCACAGCACGCUCAUACUGGGGGAGCUGCUGUACACUGGAGAGGCAAAUCAGAAAGUAGUUAGUAAGGAAGCUGUAGAGGGCGGGGAAGAGAAGCAGGUGAAAGAGGGAGAGGAGGCCACAGUUGAUGGGCUGAGUGGGAGAGAGUCGGUGAGAAUAAACGGAGAAGAGGAGGAAGUAAAAGUGACUCUGAAGCAGCAACCAAGAGAUGACAAAGCUCUGAAGGGGUUUCUCUCCAUCAUCACCACUGUACUGCACACACUGUCCUCAGAGCAAAAUUAAAUAUGCAUCGCAACCACACACAGACACAUCAUCAGCUGAAAUAAUUGAUGCAAGAGAGGAGUCUUAACUGGAGUCAGAAUGUGAUUUAACAAGACCACACUAAAGUAAAGUUCAGCUGAGGGCCACUAAUCUCCUCAGUUUGCUGUUUUUUCAGAGUUGAGCCAUAAUAAGUAGAUUAAAGAAUAGUUGGGGUUAGGUAAAGGUUUGGCCUACUGGGGGCACCAUGGAGGACUAGCCUCACUGCAGUCAGACACAUGCCCUGAUGGAAGCAACCACCUUACUCAUUCACAGAAAGUCGAAACAAGAGUUGUUGAAGAAGACCUGCCAGCUGCUUACUAGUUCAGAGUCAACUGAAACUGACCCAGAGUUUGAGUUACCUUUCUUUCUUUCUAAGUUAACAAACUCAGAGUUUUCACUAAGCGUGCUUUCUGGAACUGAAAGGCAUUAAGAAUAUUGUUCUUAUUUCUGUGUGCACCUCUAAGCUCUAACCAGAUGCCUACCCUUGAAUGUAGAUUAAAUUUUACUGGUGUGUGUGUGUGUGUAUGUAUGUACAUUGGAGGCUAUCAUGAUGUAAAUGCAAACACAUGAAUUGCCUUAAAACAAUAAACACUUGAUUUCUUUCUGCA
This is a messenger RNA of Micropterus dolomieu (smallmouth bass), 3252 nucleotides long. RefSeq names its product adaptor related protein complex 4 subunit beta 1 (gene ap4b1). Bases 170 to 2626 code for a protein of 818 amino acids. Gene Ontology annotation, cellular component: clathrin adaptor complex; membrane coat. The transcript has 14 exons. Gene Ontology annotation, biological process: intracellular protein transport; vesicle-mediated transport. Gene Ontology annotation, molecular function: clathrin binding. NCBI's taxonomy places the organism in Eukaryota, Metazoa, Chordata, Actinopteri, Centrarchiformes, Centrarchidae. The record is from RefSeq and is a predicted model, not a curated record.